CGUUUCCCCGACGGCCGCCGGGAGGACUGCCGAGUGAGUGAGCCCAGGGCUGCGCAGUAGGACGCUGACGGGCGCGAGCUGGCGACGCCGGGCUUGCAGCGCCGAGCAGAAAGCAAAGCCAGCAGGGCAUCUUCUAGGACCCCUGAUCUGAGGAGCCACUCCCCAAAACACUGCUCUGGUGCCAGCCCAUCAUUGGACAGGGAGCUCCUGGACCGGCAGGAUGGGGUCAGCCUGUAUCAAAGUCACCAAAUACUUUCUCUUCCUCUUCAACUUGCUCUUCUUUAUCCUAGGCGCGGUGAUCCUGGGUUUCGGGGUGUGGAUCCUGGCUGACAAGAGCAGUUUCAUCUCUGUGCUACAGACCUCCUCCAGCUCGCUCAAGGUGGGGGCCUGCAUCUUCGUCGGAGUGGGCGCUGUUACCAUGUUCAUGGGCUUCCUGGGCUGCAUUGGUGCCAUCAAGGAGGUCCGCUGCCUUCUGGGGCUGUACUUUGCCUUCCUCCUCCUGAUCCUCAUCGUCCAGGUGGCCGCGGGAGCCCUCUUCUAUUUCAACAUGGGCAAGCUAAAGCAGGAGAUGGGCAACAUCGUGACCGAGCUCAUUCAGAACUACAAGGACGGACGUGAGGACAGACUGCAGGAGGCCUGGGACUACGUGCAGGCUCAGGUGAAGUGCUGCGGCUGGGUCAGCUUCUACAACUGGACGGACAAUGCGGAGCUCAGGAACCGCACCAAUAUCACCUACCCCUGCUCCUGUGAGGACAGGAAGGAGGCGGACGAUGGCUUCCCGGUGAGGAAGGGCUUCUGUGAGGCUUUGGACAGCAACAGCACCGAGAGCGGGAACCACCCCGAGUCCUGGCCCGUGUACCGCGAGGGCUGCAUGAAGAAGGUGCAGGCUUGGCUGCAGGAGAACGUGGGCAUCAUCCUAGGCGUGUGUGUGGGCGUCGCUGUCACUGAGCUCCUGGGGAUGCUCCUGUCCAUCUGCUUGUGCCGGCACGUCCAUUCUGAAGACUACAGCAAGGUCCCCAAGUACUGAGGCAGCUGCUGUCCCCCCCUCCCUGCCUGUCCCCCCGCCUCAGGGCUCCUCAGGUCUCCGGGCUCUGCUCCAGGCUCACCUCCCACCUCACUCCGCCGUGCUCGUCCGGUGCUGGCUGGAGGCGGGGGGCGGGGGGGCUUUCUGGGGCCUGGGCCCCUCUCCCUACCUUUGUCCCCCAGCUCCUCUCUGGCUCCUUCGCUUACCGCCCGCCGGGAUUCUCUUAGCCACGCAGAGAGAAUGCUCCCGUGGCGUCCCUGCACAGGUGGGCUGGGUCUCUGUCUGCCUUGGAGCUGUGUAUAUGGGAUGGGGAAAAGUGUACUCAACAUUGGGGGUGGGUGGGGGUUGGAUAAGGCACCCUGGGCUGUCAGGGGACUGCCCACUGCGUGGGUAAACAUUUUUUUCCACUGUAAUGCUUAUGUCUUUGGUUUUCACAUUUUCAUUGAAGGUAGUGGGAGAGGGUGGGCUUUACCUGACAUUAUUAGGAGCAGCAGCCUUCCCCAGGCCAGCUCAAAUCAACCGAGGAUGAUGCCAUAAGUGGGGCCGAAGAGGGGCCCUCUGGGUCAGGGAAUCUGGACUGGCUCUGGGCUGCUUAGGGAGUCGGGGGGGUGAACCCUGGGGGCCUGACACAGAGCUUGUCCUGCAUUCGCCAGGAUCCUGAGCUGUCCAGGGAACGGGAAGGAUGCUUUCCUCUGGGAGAAGCUAGGUGGGUCUGUCCUUUGGCCCCUAGGGAAUGGGCGGGUGAAUCUGUGCCUUGUAAGGGAGUAGGGAGGGGCUCUGUGCACAGUUCUGUAAAACAUGUCUGAGAUUUGACAACUAUUAAAGAGGGUUUGUAACAAUCCA
Molecule: messenger RNA, 1867 nt
Organism: Callorhinus ursinus (northern fur seal)
Lineage: Eukaryota; Metazoa; Chordata; Mammalia; Carnivora; Otariidae
Gene: CD82
Product: CD82 molecule
Cellular component (GO): plasma membrane
Source: RefSeq, a predicted model, not a curated record